AUGUCAAAAGUCACAGCACAAGGAGCUCUGAACUCCGCAAAAUCCGGCUACGCACCUGAGGAAAUGCAAAACCAUGUCGCUCACUUCAUCCUCCUUGUAGUCUUCUCCAGCUUCGCAACCGCCGCUGUGGGACUGAGAUUUUGGGCACGAAACAUAAGAACCCAAACUUUUGCGCUUCAUGAUUACUUGACAGUACUGGGUCUGAUCUUCGCACUCGCCGAGACUGGUGUCAAUAUUUAUAGUAGGUCUUUUCACCCACAGCAAUACCUCUCUGGACUGAGCACGGUCAAUGACAAUUGCCAGGUUGCUGUUUUCCAUUCUUACGGAGAAUGGGCACCGUACCGGAAGCAGUAG
Letharia columbiana is the source of this 354-nucleotide messenger RNA. RefSeq lists its product as uncharacterized. The record is from RefSeq and is a predicted model, not a curated record. Lineage: Eukaryota; Fungi; Ascomycota; Lecanoromycetes; Lecanorales; Parmeliaceae. Bases 1 to 354 code for a protein of 117 amino acids. The transcript has 2 exons.